Messenger RNA from Ceraceosorus guamensis, 1382 nucleotides. RefSeq lists its product as hypothetical. NCBI's taxonomy places the organism in Eukaryota, Fungi, Basidiomycota, Exobasidiomycetes, Ceraceosorales, Ceraceosoraceae. The record is from RefSeq and is a predicted model, not a curated record. Bases 312 to 1280 code for a protein of 322 amino acids. The transcript has 2 exons.
CGUCCCCUUAAGAAGGAUCGCUCGAUCUCCCACGCAAGGGCAUUCGACCGUUCUUGAGACCACCCCUCAAAGCAGCACGUUCAAUCACAGGGCGCUGUUCAGCUCAAGGUUCAGAAGCAGGUCUUCUGGUCUAUCACCCUCUGUGCACCGCUAUAUAGUCUAUCCAACGCUGCUCGUCCAUCCUCAUUACAGGCAGAGCCGACAGCGCUCUACCAUCGUAGUACAAUUUGCUAUAUUUGACAGGCUCUAGAGCGACCUCUCACACCAGGCUUUGAUAGCCAUCUCUCGCCCAAGCCACAAAGACGCUCGAGAUGUUUCACUUUGACCGACGCAGGCUUUGCUUCAGCAGACCAUCCGUGGGCAUUCUUCUGUUCACGCCUGCCAUCACAAUCCUUGCCGCCAUCGAGACCGCAUGGGCCACAUUCGACCUCAUCAGGGUGCAUGGCACCGCUGGCAGCUUCUACCGCUUCUGCGGGGUCGUGGCGAUCAUCGCAAUGUGGACGCUUGUCAUCGGUGCCCCUGUCGGCUUUAUCGGUGUAGCUAUCCGUAGCCGAAAGAUCUCCACGGCCUGGUGGCACCUAGCGACCUGGCACGCAGUAUUCACCACCGUCGGGGGUGUUAUCAAGACCAUCGCUCUCCUCGCAAAUCGAUCCGGCUGGCUGAAUCUUUGCAACGCUGAGCACCAAUACCUGUUCGAUGGUAUGAUCAGUUGCAAGCGCUAUUGGCGCAUUCGUAUGCUAGGACACGUCAUCGUGUACUUUGGGCUAUGCUCCCUCCUGAUCAUGAGCGCUAUGCUACUCACCGGAUUUGUUGCGGAACUUGCCAAGAGCGACGAAGGUCAUCAAGAAUUCAUCGUGGUGGACAAUAGUCGACGUGGUGACAACAUUGGUCUCACGCGCACCUGCGCUGGUGGCGGUGCUGAUAGUCGUGCACGCUUCGUCGCGCCCCAUCUCCCACGACCAGCUCCUCAAAGAGCCGAUUCUGCCCGAUCAGAAGACGCGCCCGUGACUGCGGACCAAGUCAUCGAAGGCCUUCCGUCUGGCACCUUCACCGAGAUCCCUCUCUCUGAGAAGAAAAUCGUCGACUCGCGCUCGUCUUCCUUCUCACCGGAUACCAAUCCUUUCGCGGACAAGGCCUUCGAUCAGGAAUGCUUGCCUCCUCCUGCCUUUGAGGCGAUCCACCCGACACAUGCAGCCGGGGCCAAGGCAGCUGCUGCAGAGAAUGCCAAGGUGCAAGUUCCUGAGACGGCACAUCUUCCAGACACCAAGCUCGAUGGCUAGAUGGUGCAAUGUGGCCGCAUUGGAAUUGCGAAGAGGCCACGCAGACCAUCAUCCUCUUGACUUUGUCAGACUGCAGCGUUGCCCUUCAGAAAAUCACGCAGA